Messenger RNA from Chelonoidis abingdonii (Abingdon island giant tortoise), 892 nucleotides. RefSeq names its product very-long-chain 3-oxoacyl-CoA reductase-like. Gene Ontology annotation, molecular function: oxidoreductase activity. The record is from RefSeq and is a predicted model, not a curated record. Gene Ontology annotation, cellular component: endoplasmic reticulum. NCBI's taxonomy places the organism in Eukaryota, Metazoa, Chordata, Testudines, Testudinidae.
AUGGGAGAGGACGGACACAGGACAACACCUAUACGAGGGAAAGAGGAAGAAGGGAUCAUUCAAUUAAACCUGUUCUCGCAGCGGGCACCACCCCAACCACUGGUCACAGUGUACAGUGCUACCAAGAGAUUUGUAGAUUUCUUCUCGAGAGGCUUGGAGGCCGAGUACCGCUCCCAGGGCAUCCUAGUGCAGAGUGUCCUGCCUUUCUUUGUUUCCACAAACAUGACCAACUACAUCAAACCCAACCGCUUUGUGAAGACAGCAGAAAACUUCGCUCAUGAGGCCUUGAACACAGUGGGCAUCAGUAGCAGGACAUCUGGCUGCCUUUCCCACUCUGUGCAGAGCUUCAUUUAUGACCUGCUGUGUCCUGAGUGGUUACGUCUCUCCUCCCUUGGGGUUAAAGGCACUCAGGCCAUGUGGAGGAAGUUGGAGGCCCAGAUGACCUCACUGAAACAUGAGCAGGCAAGAACUCACGCGCCCAAAUGAUGCACCACUAACCAUUGGAAGAAAUUACCAAGAGAAGGAGUGGAGUCUCCGUCUCUUGAAGUUUUGAUCUACUUCAGAUGUUUUUCUGGGAGAUGCUUUAGCCAAAUGCAAGUUAUUAUACUCAAUACAGGGGUAAAAGAGUGAAAUUCUAUGGCCUGUCAUAUGGCAGAGUCAGGCUACAUGAUCUAAUGGUCCCUUCUGACCUUAAAAUCUGUGAAUCUAUCAGUCUAAAGCAUGACUUGAAGGGAGAGCAGGAAGCCAAGAGGCUGUAGGGUGUUCAGAACAGGCCUAAAAUGUCAGCCUGAGAACCAGCUCCUACAGACCUUAUACCGGCCCAGAACCAACUGGCUUCAGUGGGAAAUUUUGUCCUAUUAAGCUCUGCAGGACUUCGCCCUGAGUCGUGUUA